Molecule: messenger RNA, 546 nt
Organism: Ectocarpus siliculosus
Lineage: Eukaryota; Phaeophyceae; Ectocarpales; Ectocarpaceae
Source: the annotation of a GenBank genome assembly
AUGCAUGCCUUGGGCUACCGUUGCAUCACCGCAAUGGACAUCUCUGCAACGGCGAUCGGACUCAUGCAGGCAGGCGACCAGGACAAGGAGGGCAUCGAAUAUAUGGUUGGCGACGCUAGGAAAAUGGAUAGCCUUCCUGACAACUUGUUCGACGGAAUCUUCGACAAAGGAUGUGCGGACUCUUUGAUCUGUGGGUACAGAACGACGGACGACGUGGUGGAUAUGUUCCACGAGUGCUGCAGAGUCCUCCGGCCAUCCGGGGUCUUUUUAUGUGUGUCACACGGAGCCCCGGACGCGAGAAUGCACAUGUUUGAACACGAAGGGCUGCAGUGGCUAACGAACGUCAUUCCGAUUCACGGGUCCGAAGGCCUGAAUGUCUACGUGAGCACCAAGUGGACCCAGGAGGAGAUCGAAGCUGCAGAAAGGCAGCGGUUGGACGACAUAGAGUCGACAAUAUCAAUGCGAACACGCAGCACCACGUUUUCGCACUCGACGCGGUCACGACGGGGUAUCAUGCACCAAAACCGGAUUGUGUAUGCCAUGUGA